AUGAAGGUGCACUCGCCUCCGAGGAGGAGACUCAGGCGCGGCCGUGUCCUCUUCUUCGUCUCAGGUGUGCUGCUGUGUUUCGUCUACACUCUGACUCUGAAGGCCAGGCUGCCGGAGUUGAGAGGCUCCUCGCAGACGGACGCCGCUCUGGGAGCAGAUGGAGGUUAUGGGGAUGUUGUGGAGGUCAACGUUCGGGAGGUGAUGGAUUCCAAUGAGACGCAGGAGGAGGAGGUCCUACCUGAGGGCAGCAGACCUCCUCCGGUGAUGAUCGUCAACAGGACAGACAUCGAACAGUGUAUCUACGUAGAUCCCCACGCCCCCAAACCUCCUCCUCCUACCCCGCCGCCGCCAUCCAACACCACAGCUCCUCCGCCCCAGCCCCCUCACAGGAAGGGUGAUUACCCAGAGGACAUCUUCUCAGUGGAGCAGCGACGACAAGGCUGGGUGGUCCUGCACAUUAUGGGCAUGAUCUACAUGUUUGUCGCCCUGGCCAUCGUCUGUGAUGAGUUCUUCGUUCCUGCGCUCGAGGUCAUCACCAUCAACCUGCAGAUUUCUGACGACGUAGCCGGGGCCACCUUCAUGGCUGCUGGAGGCUCUGCCCCCGAGCUCUUCACCUCCCUGAUCGGCGUCUUCAUCUCCCACAGCAACGUGGGCAUCGGCACCAUCGUGGGCUCGGCCGUCUUCAACAUCCUCUUCGUGAUCGGCAUGUGCGCCAUCUUCUCCCGAGAGAUGCUGCACCUGACCUGGUGGCCCCUGUUCCGAGACGUGACCUUCUACAUCCUGGACCUCAUCAUGCUCAUCGUCUUCUUCCUGGACAGCGUCAUCAUGUGGUGGGAGAGUGUCCUGCUGGUGCUCGGCUACAUCAGCUACGUCAGCUUCAUGAAGGUCAACAGUCAGAUCGAGCAGGCGGUCAAGUCCCAGCUCAACAAGCACAUGAGCAUCGUGAAGGUGUGGACGGCCGAGGAGCCGGAGAAGGAGAGUGAUGCUACACAACCUCCUCCUCCACCUCCUCCUCCUCCUCCUGCUGCUGUUGCUGCUCCGUCAGCUGCACCACCGGCUGAGGAAAAACCCAAACCAGCACCUGAACCUCCUCCAAGCAGCCCUCAACUCCACAAACAGCCGUCAGAGCCGCAAGACGACAAAGCAAGACUCAGGGUUCGUCCCGUCCUGCAGCGAGGCGGCAGCUCAGCCUCGCUGCACAACACCUCUCUGCGGAGCACCAUCUUCCAGCUGAUGAUCCACACGCUGGACCCUCUGGGAGAAG
This is a messenger RNA of Paralichthys olivaceus (Japanese flounder), 1264 nucleotides long. The record is from RefSeq and is a predicted model, not a curated record. Lineage: Eukaryota; Metazoa; Chordata; Actinopteri; Pleuronectiformes; Paralichthyidae.